Molecule: messenger RNA, 4641 nt
Organism: Pseudomyrmex gracilis
Lineage: Eukaryota; Metazoa; Arthropoda; Insecta; Hymenoptera; Formicidae
Product: slit homolog 3 protein-like
Exons: 6
Coding region: 1656-4475 (939 amino acids)
Molecular function (GO): protein binding
Source: RefSeq, a predicted model, not a curated record
AGUGGAUAAAUUAAAUUAAUGGAAUAAACGGAUAACGAAAUUGUUACUCAACUUUUUACGAAUCACGCGCGUAAUUGUAUUUACAAUCCAGUCCUAAAUAAUUUAAAGUCAACUCUCUCUCUCUCUCUCUUUUUCUCUCUUUGCUGACAAUAUUCUUAUCUCGUGCCGAAAAAAAUAAUUAAAAAAAAGUAAUUAAUUAAAACGGUACGUAAAAGUGAAAAACGAGCGUGAUGCAAACACAACAUUCUUAUACAUCUAUUACGCGCGCUUGUCUUCCCAAAGCGCGAACCAAACCUCCCCGGGCUGCUCUUGUAUGACGUAAUGCGCAUUUCUGGACCAGGCCGUGACAUUGCAUAACGAAACGCAUUAAAUGCGUAUCGUGACACGCAAGUGUAGAGCUAGUUGCCGAUGCAUCGGAUAUAAUAACACUCGCACACACACGCGCGCAUAUGUGUGUACGUGUGCUACACAUUAUCAUCUCAUCGUAAUUACAAGUUUCUUACGAGCGACCGUGCACGCUUUACGUGUCUCUAUUAACGCUACAAUGCACUUUUCAUACGAUAAUAUAUGUGUGGCUCGAUAAGAGUCUCAACGUAAGAAAGUAAUUAAUUCGCUUUACGUUCAAAAAUAACUUUGCACAAAGUCGGUUGAUUAAAACUUUUGAAAUCGUCAUCAUCGUCUCGAGAAUCAAUGACAUUUUACAUGACGCGCGCGCGCGUGCGCGCGUGUGUGUGUGUAUUUCUUAAUUAAAUUACAAUCGAUCUGUUUCCCCCUUCCUUGAAUUUCAAAUACUUCUCGAUGUAUCGAUGUAAAAUAUAAAACUCGGAAAAAUAACAAGACGAUAAAAUAGCAAGUUAAAAAAAAACCAAUUUGUUGACAAUCUCUGAAUUUAAUUACAGAUAUAUAUAAAAUAUUCUUAGAGGAAAAUCAACUACAAAUUUAAGUCCCCACUACCACAAUAAUAUUCCAUAACAUUCAUAAAACUUCUCUCUGCCAACUCUGCUCGAGAAAUAUGAGUUUCAAAAACACACUUGAUUUCGAAGAUCAAGUUCACACUCUCGAAAAUGUCUCUCGUAUUUGCGCUAAACUGAACGAUUUUCGCGCGAAAAUAUGACGUGACGCACGCGAGAAACUAGGAGACAGAAAAAGGAGACAAACGUCUUUCAAAGCGGUGCACCGUGUACCUCGUCACGGUAGCGUGUGCAUCUGCGUCGUCGUGAACGCACUCGUCCAACAAGAACCGAGAGAGAGAGAGAGAGAGAGAGAGAGAAGAGAAGGAGGAGAUCGCGAGGGAGACGAAGAGAGCUUCGUGGUUAGCGAGGGACCUUGACGGCCUGAAGAACGCUAUUUCAUUUUCGCGGGGCAUAGUAUCGAAUCGACGACGCAGGUGUGGACGGACCACGCGCUGUCACCGACUAGACCGACGAGGGUGCGUCGCGAAGAAACGCAAACUUUUUUCCGAGAGAAGGCGGAAAAAAAAAAAAAUCGAAACUGCGUCAGAAACGAAGUUUUCUGAUAUCGCGAGGAAGUUCGAACACACGAAUGUGACUGAUGAAAACAAGGAACUGAUUUCGACGAACCACGAGGCUUGAGUGGGCGAGAUUACACAAUAUCACCACGAGUUUCCAGGUGACCUACUGAGAUCACGAAAAAGAAUGGUCAAUUCGAUAUUACUGCUCUGGGCGUUGGUCGGUCUAAUUGGCCGAGUGCACGGCAAAUGCAGCUCAGCGCUGAUCGCCGAGAACGAACGGUCGAUCGCCUACGCGUGCGUUCACGGCGACCUGAGCGACCUCGACGAGCUGCCCGACGAGACCGAAUGGAUCGAGUUCUCGGUGUCGCGAUUCUACGCGAUACCCGACGACGCGUUCCGUCGAUUUCCACAUCUGCGUCGCCUAUCUUUUUACAAUUGUCAUGUGAACGUUAUCGAGCCCGCCGCGUUUCGCGGCCUGCAACAACUCGACUGGUUGAUUUUCCACGGCGUGAGGAUCUACGCGGCGAAGGCCGCUUGGUUCCGUCACCUGCCGAAUCUCAGGAAAUUGGUUCUCGACAGAUGCGACUUGGUGUACAUCGAGCCCGACGUUUUCCGUACGUUACCGCGACUGGAGACGCUCGACUUGCGCGAUAACGACCUCGACUGUCUCUCGGUUGAGGAACUGUCGCAUCUGAAGUCGCUCAGAACCGUGCGCAUCGACGGCAAUCCGUGGUUGUGCCACUGCCGAUUCAGAAUGGACAAAUUCUUUCUCGAACGAUCGAUCGUACAAGAGAUACAGUGCAGAAUUCGUCCAGGCGUCUGUACCAAGUAUCGAAAUCCACAGUGCAUGACGCACGUCGACAUCCCGCUCCCACCUCCGACGAUUACCAUCGAGCAGGAACACGUCGGCAGUCGCUUCCAGACGAGCGCACUGACGUCGUUGGACCGACUGCCGGACAGAACCACGUGGAUCGAGAUCUCGGGGCUGCGGAUCGAUCGUUUACCCGCGUACGUGUUCUUCCGGUUCGGCAACAGUCUACGCAAUUUGGAGAUGCGCGAUUGUUUAAUCGGCUCGAUCGAGCCGGGCGCGUUCGCCGGUCUGAAUCAGUUGCAGCGCCUCACGCUCGCCGGCAAUCGGUUGCCCGUGGUGACCGCUCAUUGGUUCAGCGAUCUCACGACGCUGCAGCAACUGAUUCUCGCGCGGAACAACAUCAAGCGCAUUGAGCCGGGCGCGUUGCGUCCGUUGGCCGAUACCCUGCGCCAUCUAGACGUGCGAUACAAUCAACUGCGGUGCUUAUCGACCAACGAGUUGGCGUAUCUGAGACACCUCGAGCGACUGGACGCCGUCGGUAAUCCGUGGAAUUGCGAGUGCCGCAGAAAUCUGCUGAAAUAUCUGACGGAUCGCAAUAUCGGUUACGAGAUCAGCGACGGUCGAUGCUACGAAGAAGAUGAAAUUGUCGAUGAGCAACAUACCGAUAUUGUCGUGAGCACAUAUGGCCAAAUUCGCUGGACGACUUUCGAACAAGUUUUAGAGAAGAACAUCACCGUAUCAAGACCUCCAACCGAGAUCGAGAUCAAAACAGAUAGACCACCGAUUCACAGAACUGGUACUUGCGCGCAGGAUGAGAGGGAACAAUCCCGACAGGUGUUCGUUUGCAGCAUCGCCUCGCUCAGAGAAUUGGAUGCCAUACCUCGCUCAGCUCACACCAUUCGCAUUACCUUCUCGGAUUUAAAAACUAUUCCGACGCGAGCGUUUGCUCGCUUCGACGGCUGGCUCUCCAGACUCGAAUUGCGCGACUGCGGCAUCGAGACGAUCGAAUAUCGCGCCUUCGUCGAUCUGUUCAACUUGGACUACCUAUCGCUUCGCGGCAAUCAUCUGGAAUUGAUAACGUCCGAAAUGCUGGAGGGCCUGACGAAACUGCGACAUCUCGACUUGUCUCGCAACAACAUCCACCGAAUUAACAACGAUGUGUUCGCCACGUUGCCGAUGCUGCACAGCCUCGAUAUCUCGGAGAAUUACAUGAACUGCUUUGGUGUCGAGUACAUGGCGCGGAAGAUGCCGUAUCUGUCUUCUCUCAAAGCUUACGGAAAUCCGUGGAGUUGUCUGUGCGGAUCCAAACUGGCUGAUUUUCUAGAUUCCCGCAGGAUACCGUAUAGUCGCGAUUCUCUGCUGCAAAUGAGCGAGUAUUGUUUUAUUAACGCGACCACGACCACCCCGCGCUCGACAGCAAUCAUUCCGAAGACGACGACCACAACCGAGCCACCCUCAACAGGUGUAUACGAGAAGCGCGUUCAGGGUUCUUGCACUCGUCACGAGGAAACCACGGGACCGCGAUAUCGUUGCGUCGGCGGCAAUUUGGCCUUGCUCAAGAACAUAUCGUCCGACGCCGUCUCGAUCGAGUUUUACGAGGGAAACUUGUCUCACCUACCCCCCAAUUCUCUCUACAAGUUUCAAAAUCUGAAAGAGCUCAUUAUAAGAAACUGCGAUCUACAAACUAUCCAAGUAGACGCCUUCAGAGGUCUGGAUUCUCUGGAACGGCUCACCAUUCAGGACAAUCCGCUCAAGUCGAUCGAGGCGGAUUGGUUCACUAUGCAGCAUCUCGAGCGUCUCGAUCUGCGCGGCAAUUCCAUUCGCUACAUCGUGCCGGGGGCUUUUCGUCAUCUCCACAAGCUGGUCUACCUGAAUCUCGAGGGUAACGAUUUGCAAUGCAUCUUCACUAGCGAUCUGCAGAACAUACCGGAUCUGCACAUCGUCGAGUUCGCCGGCAAUCCUCUCAAGUGGCGUUGCCGCAUGGAUCUGGAGCAAUUCUUGGAAACGCGAAAGAUCAAGUUCGUCAAGGUGGAAAAUUCGUGCGAGGGCAAAAAGAUAAUGAGAAAUCUUCUUUAUCAAAAUCGAACCGCGGAACCGCUCGAAUGUCCACCCGGUUGUUCGACGGCAUCUGACAUUACACAAGAAACAAGUUUAAUUUUUAUAACAUUUGCGUUGUUUUUCGCGAUAUAUUAACGCCACCAAUUGUCUUCCGCGUCAAAGACGAAACUUCUGGCAGUCCGUCAUGAAGUCGUCUCUGUGAAAUUCCUCUUUUGACGACACUUUUUACAAUUCCGUAUUACAGCUUUUUCUUCGACAACUAACAUAUCUCACAUUUGAUAUAAAAAAAAAAAAAAAAAAA